AUGAGAGUGAUCAAGAGUAAAUUCCCCGAUUUCCCUGAAAGAACGGUUGUUCUAGGGUAUUUUGGAUGGAGAGAUUUAACGGUGUACAAAGUUCCUCCAAAAGAGAAACAAGGAUAUGGGUCAAUUUAUAAUGACUUGAAGGGUCUCCCAGUAUCGUAUGCUUUGGGAUCAUGCGGACUCAUCCGACUUUGUGACCCAAAACCAGGAGAAACCGUCGUGGUGUCGGCGGCAGCUGGAGCAGUUGGCAGUGUUGUGGGGCAGAUAUCAAAAAUCAAAGGUUGUACCAUUAUCGGUUAUGCGGGCAGUGACGAUAAAGUCGAAUGGCUAAAAGAACUCGGGUUUGACCAUGCGAAGAAAGCGGAGGUGGAUGAAACCUUGAAACAAUACGCUCCAAAAGAGAUUGCCUGCUAUUUUGACAAUGUCGGUGGGGAGUUUGCCUAAAAUGUCGUGAAAAACAUGAACUCGAACGGCCGAAUUGCUUUGUGCGGUGCAAUUGAGACUUACAACCGAGAUUCCAGCCAGCUUCCAAGGAGUAUGUACACAUUUAUUAUUACAUACCUAAGUCUUACACUUAUUUUGAAAUUCGUUUUUUACAGUCCCUUUCGAUUAUGUAACCACGAUCUACAAGCAAUAAAAGUGGAAGGGUUUAUGGUCGUUCGAUGGUGGCAGGAAUGGUUUGAAGGUGUGAUUCAGUUGCGUGAUUGGAUUCUUGAGAUCAAGGUUCAAGAAAUGAGAGUGCAUGGAAGGAUUCGAUCAAAUCCCGCUUGCAUUUAUUAAUCUCCUUCAGGGUAAAAACACUGGGAAAAUGAUUGUAAAAGCUUGAUUUGUUGACUCUGGGUUAUUAAUUUCCAUG
Messenger RNA from Folsomia candida, 853 nucleotides. Its product is annotated as prostaglandin reductase 1-like. Gene Ontology annotation, biological process: prostaglandin metabolic process. The record is from RefSeq and is a predicted model, not a curated record. Gene Ontology annotation, molecular function: 15-oxoprostaglandin 13-reductase [NAD(P)+] activity. Lineage: Eukaryota; Metazoa; Arthropoda; Collembola; Entomobryomorpha; Isotomidae.